Messenger RNA from Dunckerocampus dactyliophorus (ringed pipefish), 3936 nucleotides. It is a transcript of the gene adam12b, whose product is annotated as ADAM metallopeptidase domain 12b. Lineage: Eukaryota; Metazoa; Chordata; Actinopteri; Syngnathiformes; Syngnathidae. Gene Ontology annotation, molecular function: metalloendopeptidase activity. The coding region runs from base 361 to 3327 and encodes 988 amino acids. Gene Ontology annotation, biological process: proteolysis. The transcript is spliced from 23 exons. The record is from RefSeq and is a predicted model, not a curated record.
CCUGCGUGGUGCCCAUCGCACAUGUCUCCAAAUGUGUGUUUCGGGGUCUUCUCCACACUCCAACAUCCUUUCAUUCAAUGUUUAUUGCCCUCGUGACUGCCAUGCCCUCAGCAGACGAGCAACACAAGGAAACAUUAAGCUAACACAUGUAUUCCCAACACCGUACUUGAAUGUCAUUCAUCUAAAGGACUAAGGAAAACUUUCCCUCCUCUUCUCAAGUGUGACCACCCGCCACUUGACGCUGGAAUCCAGGCGGUUGAAGCCGUACGUUCCCCGCAACACUUUUCACUACAGCUUUGCCUUGACCGGGUCUCCAUUCCGGUUUUGGUUCGGCUACGGGAGUUUCCAUCCGUUCCCACCAUGGGAAUGUGGCGGAGGAGGAAGAACUUAGUGUUCCUCGUCUUCGUCGCUGUCAUCUGGUGCCUGACCUCGGCUAUCGCUAACGUUGACGGCGACAUUUACAACACUCUGGGGGGAAGGGUCUCUGCCAAGGCUGAACAUCAAGGCCAGGCAGCUCAACCACAACGCUACGGGACCACCGUACCACUGCUGCUGACGGGCCGGCACACGCGGCCACUCAGCCAACUGUCCCCAGGGGGUUAUCCUCCGUCACUGCGGCUGCUGGUACUCGUGGAAGGUGAGCAGCUGGUCCUGCUGCUGGAGAAAAAUGAAGGUCUCUUUGCCAGCCAUUACACAGAAACACACUACCAAGAGGACGGACACGUUGUCACCGGCGCUCAGAACAUGACGAAGAACUGCUACUAUCACGGGGAGGUGCAGGCGCAUCCCGACUCGGACGUCACCGUCAGCGCCUGCUCGGGCCUUCGAGGCUUCAUCACGCUUGAGAACAAGUCAUUCAUCAUCGAGCCGGCGUCUGGCCAAGAAACGGGCGUCCACUUCAUCUACCGAGCCGAGGAGCUGCGACUGACCCAAGGAGACUGCGGGCACGGGUUCAACAUGUCCUCUGUCGCGCCUGAAGACCACUUGAAGAAGCCCUUCCAGUCCUUCCGCAAUAGGCAUAAACGGCACGCACAGAAGACGACCAAAUACGUGGAGCUGAUCAUCGUUGCAGACAACAGAGAGUUUCAAAAACAGGGGAAGGACUUGGAGAAGGUGAAACAAAGACUGGCAGAAAUUGCCAACUAUGUGGACAAGUUCUACCGAGCACUGAACAUCCGUGUGGCCUUGGUGGGUCUGGAGGUGUGGAGCGACCAUGACAAAUGUCCUGUCACGCAGGAUCCCUUCGCCACCCUUCACGAGUUCCUCGACUGGCGCAAAUUCAAGCUGCUCCCCCACAGGCCUCACGACAAUGCUCAGCUCAUAAGUGGGGUUUACUUCCAGGGCACCACCAUCGGCAUGGCGCCCAUCAUGAGCAUGUGCACGGCCGAGCAGUCUGGGGGCAUCGUCAUGGAUCACUCCGAGAACCCGCUGGGUGCCGCCGUGACGCUGGCCCACGAGCUCGGACACAAUUUCGGAAUGAAUCACGACACACCGGAGCGCGGCUGUGGCUGCAGGAUGACGGUGGACCGGGGAGGCUGCAUCAUGACGCCCUCCACAGGGUAUCCGUUCCCGACGGUGUUCAGCACGUGCAGCAAGAAGGACCUUGCAGCCAGCCUGGAGAAAGGGGUGGGCAUGUGUCUCUACAACAUGCCCGAGGUCAAGGUGCUCUACGGGGGCCAGAAGUGCGGCAACGGAUACGUGGAGGAAGGGGAGGAGUGCGACUGUGGGGAACCCGAGGAAUGUUUGAAUCCGUGCUGCAACGCCACCACAUGCACGCUGAAAGGAGACGCCGUGUGCGCCCAUGGGCAGUGCUGUGAAGACUGCCAGCUCAAACCGGCGGGGACCGUGUGUCGGGAGUCGGGCAACUCCUGCGACCUUCCCGAGUUCUGCACGGGCGCCGACCCUCACUGCCCGGCCAACGUCUACCUCCACGACGGCCACGCCUGCCACGACGUGGAGGGCUACUGCUACAACGGCAUCUGUCAGACGCACGAGCAGCAGUGCAUCACGCUGUGGGGAGCAGGAGCCAAGCCGGCGCCGGGGAUCUGCUUCGAGCGAGUCAACUCGGCGGGGGAUCCUUACGGGAAUUGCGGGAAGGAUUCCAAAGGCUCUUUUGCCAAAUGCGAUGCAAGGGACGCCAGGUGUGGGAAGAUCCAGUGCCAGGGCGGAGCCAAUAGGCCGGUGAUCGGAACCAACGCCGUUUCCAUCGAAACCAACAUCCCGCUCCAAGAGGGGGGCCGUAUCCUGUGUCGGGGAACGCACGUUUACCUGGGGGACGACAUGCCGGAUCCAGGUCUGGUUCUGGCCGGUACCAAGUGUGGAGACGGCAGGGUGUGUCUGAGUCGCCAGUGUCAGAACGUCAGCGUCUUCGGCGUGCACGAGUGCUCGGGAAAAUGCAAUGGACGUGGGGUGUGCAACAACAAGAAGAACUGCCACUGCGAAGCACACUGGGCGCCCCCGUUCUGUGAGGGGGCAGGCUUCGGAGGGAGCAUCGACAGCGGGCCGGCGAGACUGGCAGCCCACAGCGUGCUCAUCGCCGUGGCCAUCCUGGUGGCGACAAGCGGCCUUCUGCUCGCCAGCGCCCUCGUCUUCAUAAAGAGGAAAACUCUGCUGCGGCUGCUCUUCACCAAAAAGAGCACCUUGGAAAAGCUCAGAUCCAUUGAGGCAAAGAGGCCCACCAGCCCAAUCAGGACCCAGUCCAUUUGUAGACCACUACCACAGCGGAAACCUCCCCCCAAACCAUGUGGGGCCAGCAUUUACAAGCCUUCUUCCCUCCUGAGCGCCGAGCCUCUCCUCCCCCAGCACAGGUUCCACUCCCACAGCCUGCGCCGCCUGCCUCUCUACCAGCCUCUGCACAUCAGCCAGCCCAUGCCCGUGUCACACGGCGUGGGACAGCCCACACUGCCUCCCCUGCCGGACCGACAAAGGCUAGCGCCGUCCCACCACGCUCUCUCACCGCCACCGGGCGUGCCGCCUUUUCUCAGUCUGCCCCGCCAGCCGGCAUCUUACCGACUGGUCCAGGACGUGGACAAGCCCAGUCCUCCCCAGAAGCCGCUUCCUGCAGACCCGCUGGGGAGAAGCUCUCGUCUGGGUCACGGCUCCCCGAUGGCAGGCGUUCACGUGCCGGUAAAAGGACUGUUGCCCAUCCCCAUCCCCACUGUUCCCAGGCCUCCGCCCAGCAUCCCUUUACCCAGCAGGUUUGCUUUUUUUUCAGACCUGCACCAGUGUUGCCCUACAGACCACCAAAGACCCCCAAAGACUGCUGCUGAGUCUUGCUUUCUUUUAAAAGCACGAGGAAGCUUUCUUGAUUUUUGCACUAAUCACUAAAGGGAGGCUCGGCAGCCAUUGUUUUUACACAGCUGGACUGUUGUUACGCCUCGGCGCUCCACGAGGGGGCGGUGUUACAGCACCGAAUGGAAGUGCAUAGUGCAGCGAUUCAAGUCACGUGACAAAAAGCCGGAAAUUAGCUUGUCGGGACUUUUUGUGAACACUUUGGAAGCUAAAUGAGGCUAUGAUCUCCCAUUGACUAAAAGGUGCUCUUUUGUCCUCGCUCAGGUACCAAUGGACUAAUGGUGGACUUAAUUUCAAAGUAUGUGUUUCGUAAUGUGUGAAGUACAUUUUGGAGACGAAUGGAAUGUCCACGUCACCAAGUGGUCCAUAAUGUAGUAAAUAAGCCAACAACCAUUGUCACGUUUCAAGCAUUUUAUUUUAAGUGAGCAGAAAAAAAGUUGUAAAAGUUAAGUUCAGUUAUUUUAUUUAUUAAGGCUGUUAAGGCGUAUGUAUGAAAGUAUGGUGUCAUUUUCCUCAAUAUGUUUUCUCGUUUACCUCCACUUCGUACCUUCAGUGUCUCCGGUGUUUUGAUGCUUUCUUGUCUUUCAUGUACAGCAGUUUGUACAUCCUAAAAUGUGGUUUAUUUACAUAAAAGAUCACGUAAAA